This is a messenger RNA of Brenthis ino (lesser marbled fritillary), 2013 nucleotides long. The record is from the annotation of a GenBank genome assembly. Lineage: Eukaryota; Metazoa; Arthropoda; Insecta; Lepidoptera; Nymphalidae.
AUGAUGUGGCGGAUCAUAAUAACAUGUCUGGCUUUAAAACUCGACGCUUCCUACGGAGCUAGCGUGGCUGUGGAUUAUUUUGAGGAAAAGAGCGUACCUUACCUUUGCUUUUUGACAUGUGGAUAUCAGUCGAAAAACAAGAAGCUCGCAGACGACUUUAUGAACAAAGGUGUGAGAGUUUCAAUGAGGCUAAUUGAUAAGUACGGCGCAGAUCUUGAGAGGAGUCUGCUUCAAUGGAACGUACCUGUCGGAGUGCUCCUGGAUGCUGGAUGCGAAAAUAGCGAUAUUGUUCUACGAACGGCUUCGAAGGCAAUGCUGUUCGACGCAAUGCACAUGUGGCUUAUUAUGGAGACUGCAGACGAAUAUGAAGAAAACAAAAUAAGAUCUUUAAAUGUACUACAGAGGAUGAAUCUUAGUGUAGAUGCUGAUGUUGUAGUGGCAUUCAAUGGAGCGGAACGCGCCCACCUAAUGGAUGUGUUUAACUUUGGCAAGAUCCAAGGUAACGCUUUGGAGACGAGGCUUAUUGGAAUGUGGGGUCUGGAAACAGGUCUGAACGUUUCGUUCAACAGAUUCAAGUAUUAUGAUCGUUGGGAUUUCCACAAUUUGACGCUGCGAGCCAUAUCGGUGAUCUUAGAUAGUCCGAAAGAGUUUAAGCCAGAGAUGUUGUCAGACUUGGGCUACACAGUCGGAGUGUCGGUGAUGACCAAAAUCGUCACUCAAUUACUUUGGGUCCUUAAAGAUUUACAUAAUUUCAGGUUCAAUUACACGAUAGCGGGGCGGUGGAUCGGCUCUCCGGAAAGAAAUUCUACUUUGGCUGUCACCAACUCGCUGUACUGGGGCGAGCAAGACAUCUCGUGCACUUGCGCGCGGAUAUUCACUCAGUGGUUGGACUGGGUCGACGUAUUCUUUCCACCUGCUACGACGCUUGAGACGAAAUUUUACUACCUUAUCCUAGACAAAGGGGUGGGUGACUAUGAGAACCGUUUUCUAACCCCUUUGUCGGCGGGAGUAUGGUGGUGUACCGUGGUGGCGUGUAUCUUGUGCGCGCUGGUGCUCGCCGUCACUGCGAUGCUCGAGGAUAGAAAGGAGCCGGGAUUGUAUGCUGCGUUUAGUGUUUUUGCUGUUAUUUGUCAACAGGCAUACGAAGAUGGAGUCAACUUGUUUGAAGAGGUGUCUUCGAGUCAAGGGCGACGUCUAAUCCUAUUAGUAGUGGGUCUAAUGAGCAUGUUGCUGUAUAACUACUACACAAGUAGUGUGGUCUCGUGGUUGCUGAACGCGGCCGCGCCCACGCUCUCUGACAUGGACGCCUUGAUCAACAGCGACCUGGAACUGGUGUUUGAGGAUAUUGGAUACACGAGGGGAUGGCUUGAUAACCCGGGAUUCUUCUACUACAGUGGCUAUAAAAAUCCAAAGGAGGAUGUUCUACGAAUGAAGAAAGUGACGCACGGCAAGCGCACGGCCGCGCUGCUGCAGCCGGCCUCCGCCGUCAGCCUCAUACGGUCUGGCGAGUACGCAUACCACACCGAGCCGUACAACGCGUACCAAGUGAUAUCCAGGACGUUCGAGGACAAAGAGCUUUGCGAGCUCGGCUCCUUGCAGAUGAUGGCGCCCGCGUACGUCUACAUAAUGGCGCAAAAACGGAGUCCGUAUAAACAGUUUUUUGUUUGGAGUUUAAUGCGUUUAUUAGAGCGUGGCCAUACAACCGCCGCGCGGGCGCGCGUGAGCGGACACACGCCGGCGUGCUCGGGCCGCACGCCGCGCGCGCUCGCGCUGGGGCAGGCCGCGCCCGCCUUCGCCAUACUGGCUCAAGUUGCCCUCUUCUCAUUAAUUAUAUUAGUUUGUGAGAUUUAUUGGCAUAGCCCAUCAAUAUUUCUUACAGGGCCCAGAUCAAAAAAACAACUCUACGGGCGUUCAAUAAUCGCGCACAUAACGCACAGUGGAGUGAUUCCCGUGGAGCAUAAAAAAACAAUAAAGAAAAGAUGUUUGACGGCCCGCGCCGUGAAGGGGCUACCU